AUGGAAAUAUACGUAGGCUUGACACUUCUCGGCUUCCGACCCAGAGAUGAGCUUUUAUGGGCGUAUCAUGUGAAGCAUGCAUAUUACAUCUACCCAAACGAAGAUACAUUUGUGGGCUCUACAAGAGCGUUUUCUGCCUUGCUUCACUCUAUGGCUAAGAAGAACAAGAUUGGGUAUGGUUUGUUGCGGUCACGGAAGAAUGACACGCCGACGCUCGUCGCGAUUUUACCACAACUGGAAGAUUUCGAUGAGGCGUCCAACACACAAAUGGAACCCCCUGGGAUGCAUUUAUGUGUACUGCCCUGGGCCGAUGAUCUCAAUCCGCCUCCUACAGUCAAUCAACUGGAUUGUUUGAAACAAGAGGACGAAAGCAGCAAUCACAUUACCGAACUUGCAGAAAAGAUUGUCCGAAAGUUAAGAGUAGAUUACGCAGGUAACAAAAUUCAUAAUCCCGCGCUUCAGCAUCAUUAUGACUUUUUGGCAGCUAAAUAUCUCAACGAAAAAUUCGAACCUGCUGAGGACGAGUCAUUGCCGUGGUAUCCAUCUAUCAAAGAGCGCUGUGGGCCUUUAAUCAAAGAAUUGAUAGAGGAGAUCGAUCUUGAUCCGCGGGCAGCAGACAGCGUGAUUCCAGCAUCAUCCAUAACUAAAAAACGACGUCGAAUCGAAGACGGAGAGGGUGUUGAUGUUGAGGUAGUUGAAUCGGCAUUUGCUUCCGGCAAAGAGAAAACGUUGACCGUGAUACUGCUAAAGGAGUACUUGAUAUUCAAGAAAGAAUUGUCGCUCGCUGUGAAGGCUCCAUUAAAAGCUGAGUUGCUCGAUAUGACCCGAAAAUUUCUAGCCAAGCAACAAAACAAAUCUGCAUCUGGAUCUACAAGUACUGGCACAUCUAGGAAAAAGAAAACGUGAACUAUUUCUGCUUAACAGAGCCCUAAAUCAGCUUAUGACGUUUUUGUUUUAUAACUUUUGUCAAAUUACAAAAACUCUAAACCUUGAUAGUGUCUGAUAUGGGCCUAGCAGAAAAACUAAUAGGCUCCAACGCACAAAUCUUAUUUCUGUCCCAUUGAAUAGUAGUGUCC
Messenger RNA from Puccinia graminis f. sp. tritici CRL 75-36-700-3, 1076 nucleotides. RefSeq lists its product as uncharacterized. The transcript has 7 exons. Gene Ontology annotation, molecular function: DNA helicase activity; double-stranded DNA binding; telomeric repeat DNA binding. Lineage: Eukaryota; Fungi; Basidiomycota; Pucciniomycetes; Pucciniales; Pucciniaceae. The coding region runs from base 1 to 906 and encodes 301 amino acids. Gene Ontology annotation, cellular component: Ku70:Ku80 complex. The record is from RefSeq and is a predicted model, not a curated record. Gene Ontology annotation, biological process: cellular response to gamma radiation; double-strand break repair via nonhomologous end joining; telomere maintenance.